Messenger RNA from Papilio polytes (common Mormon), 4673 nucleotides. RefSeq lists its product as uncharacterized. NCBI's taxonomy places the organism in Eukaryota, Metazoa, Arthropoda, Insecta, Lepidoptera, Papilionidae. The transcript has 12 exons. Gene Ontology annotation, cellular component: mRNA cleavage factor complex; cytoplasm. Bases 280 to 4563 code for a protein of 1427 amino acids. Gene Ontology annotation, biological process: termination of RNA polymerase II transcription. Gene Ontology annotation, molecular function: ubiquitin binding; phosphatidylinositol binding; RNA polymerase II complex binding. The record is from RefSeq and is a predicted model, not a curated record.
UUGCCCUAGCAACGAUUCAUGAUGGCCGUCCGCCAUUUUGUUUUCUAAAAUAAAAAAACUGGUUCGUGGACUGUUUCCUGUUCUACUUGCUGUUUUGCUGUAGGGUUAUUUCCUUGUGCCACGCAAUUUAACUUUAAUUAUGUGUGUGUAAUUUGUACGUGAGAAAUCAGCGUAUAAUUGUGAAAUUAUAAUCUACUUCACCGUGUUAUCAGUGAUAACUAAUGUGCUGUUGAAGAGGGUUUGGUAUGGUGAGAACAGCGGAAACUUUCACCGAGCAAGAUGGCAAAGGAAAUCGCAGAGGAGUAUGCAUCGAGCUUGGCAGAUCUCACCGUGAACAGCAAACCUCUUAUAAAUAUGCUAACAAUAUUAGCAGAAGAGAACAUCGACCAUGCCGGGGUUAUCGUUGAUACGGUGGAGAAACAUUUGGAGAAGGUUCAUCCAGAAAUCAAGCUGCCAGUACUCUAUUUAGUUGAUUCUAUAAUCAAGAAUGUCGGUGGCGCAUACACACAGAAGUUUUCACAAAGCAUCGUAAAUAUGUUCACACGGACAUUCAAACAGGUUGAUGAAAAAAUAAGAUCCCAGAUGUUCAAACUGCGGGAGACAUGGCAUGAUGUGUUCCCCGCUACCAAGCUCUAUCAGUUGGAUGUGAAAGUGAACCUGAUAGAUCCAGCAUGGCCUAUCCAAGCGCAGCCGCAGCAAUCUAACAUCCAUGUAAAUCCAAAUUUUCUGAAAAAGAAUUCUGCAGCGGCACCAACAACCAGUGCUGCAGCAACGCUCACAGAAGAUGAAGACAAGAUGCACAGCAUCCUCGCUAAGAAGGAACAAGAACUCCUCAUGCUGAAAAGAAAGAAGAUCGAAAUGGAGCUGGAGAAAACACGCCGGCAGCUCGAGUUGGCAGAGAAAAAUGCUAAAAUGGGGGUUGGUAGCGGCGUGUCGGCUAUGCCGGUGGCGGUGGUGAAUCCCGCCCCUGCGCCCGCGCCCGCGCCCGCGCCUGCGCCUCCUAUCUCCGUUAAGCAGCGAUUAGGACCGCCAGUAAACAAGCCGGCGGCGGGUCGCAUUGCGCCCGUCAGCGGAGCCCUGGUCUCCGCGCGCCGCGACCCGCGUCUGGCGCGUCGGCCGCAGCCCGCGCCCGCAGUGCCCCCCCUGCCACACGUGCCCCACGUGCCUCCAGUGUCCGCAGUGUCCACAGUGCCUCACGUACCCCGCGCCAACAACGGCCCGCCCAUAGCACCCAACGUGUUCGACAUUAAACCCCUCGACAGGGUCACAAAGCGCAAGAACGUCAUCACUAUCGACGUACGUCUCGACCCCAGCAAAGACCCGCGUCGCCGCGACCCGCGUCUCGCGGAGCGCGCGCGCGACCGCAGGCACAAGAAGAACGACGACGAACGAGAGAGAAAGCGAGAUGAACUCCGACAGGAGAAGGACAAGGCGCGCGAUAACGCCUUCAACGUCCGCACCGCGGUCGACGACUACAUCGACCGACUGCAGAUAUCCGAUCCGAAAAAGAUCAACAAGCUGCCUCCGAUCCCCAAAAUAAAUAGGGACGAGAAUAAAGACGACGACGAACCCGCGCCCACCAAAAAGAGAAAGGAGAAUCCUAAAGAGCGCAGAAAGAAGAAGGAACAGAACUCCAGUAAGGAGAGUUCCAGCAGCUCCUCGCCUGAAAAACGACUAAAGUCUAAAGAGAUGAGAAAGAAGCCUAAAACGAAGCUGGAGGUGGAGGAGGUGCAUCCUGUUGUGACGGAACCUGUCACGUUCAAAGUGCUAAAGAAUUUCAACAAAGACCACUACAUGUGCAGGAAUAAAAAGAAAUCUGAGAGCCCGGAGCGGGAACCUGAAAAGACGGAAGUUGUGAAACCUAAUAGUGAACCAAAUGUUCUCGACGUUGUUAUGGAGACCAAGGACGUUGACCUUAGGGUCUUGCAGCCGGUGCUCGAGGCUGGAGCCGCCGCGGUCGCGCAGAAAAGACCCUCCACAGAAACUGUUGAAGGCAAGCCUAAGAAGAAUAAACACGAUAAAUUUGAUAUCUUAUUCGGUAACGAGGAUGUGGAUCUCCGUCAAUUACCACAAGUAGACGAAGUGGUACCUCCCCCGCCACCCACCAUAACAGAGUCCCUUAAAGUUGAAGUCUCCCUUGAAGACGUCAAGGACGAGUGUCCGGUCUCCACCAGUUCGCCCAAACAGAAAAACUGGCACGAGGUUAAGGAGAAGAAAGAUGACACAAAGAAAACACCCUCCAAAUUGGAUCUUGUUAGAGCGAAACUCGCAGAGGCCACCAAAGGAAAAGAUCGAUUAGGUCGACCGCUACUUUUCAGUAAAUCGCCGAGUAUUGAGAGGGAGAGGCGGCGCACGCUCAGCUCUGACGACGGUGACCAGAAGUCCGACAGCGGGGACGAUUUCACACCCGAACACAACAAGAAGACCAUAUCGAUUAUCAUGUCCCAAGCGAAGGAACAGUUCAGCGACGGCAAACUGAAUAAGGACCAGUACAACACUCUGAUGUACCAAGUGCUGCAGCUCAACGAGAAGCUAAAGCUAAAAGAGGCCAAGCAGAGAGAGUCGCUCGAGCUGUCCAAGCGGAAGCUAAAGGCGCACAUCGACGAAGAAAAUCACAAGGUCGUCAGCCCCAAGUCUUCGCCCUCCGACAUGAACAACUUUGGCGAUAUAGAUGAGAGAGUCGCUCCGACCCCGUACUUCGACACCCCGCCCGAAAGCCAAAACUUCAUGCAAGACUCCGACAUGAGAAAGAAACAGAUGGGACCGGACUCGCCCGACGGCAAGAAUCAAGCUCUGCUACCCCUGCCUCCCAUGAUGCCCAUGUACAUGGCUCCCUUUCCCAUGUGGAGGGGACAGGCAAGACCUCGGAUGGACGAUUUUGGACCUCGAAGAUUUAGAGGUCCGAUGCCAUCGUUCUAUAGAGGAAAGUUCGAUAAAAGGGGUCCGCCUAGAUUACCCUUUGACCCUCGCCUUCCGUUACCACUGCCGACGCCCAAGCUGGGCAUGUGCCAGGGGGAGAGUCCACUGUUGCCCUAUGAGCGCACGGCCUCGCCACCCCCCAUCGGCACGCCCGGACACACCAUCCCGCCGACUAACAAGAAAAUCCUCGACUACAUCGACCAAGAUCCCGUCAAAACGAUUCAGAUCGACGGAGUACCCCGGGAGAUUAGAUUCUACGGGGAGACCGCAGUUAUUAUGCUGGACUGGGACGAUCCUCGCGAGAUCAAGUUCCUGCCUGGCUGCAGGCGUGUCACGUUCGACAACAAGGAUUCAGUCAUCCUCAACUUCAACGAGGGCUACAAGCAAGUGGAGAUCGACGACCAAGUCUUCGACAUUAGAUUUGGUGCUCCGACGCGGGAGCUAUAUAUCAACGGUCGGUGGUACGAGUGCUUUUUCGGCGGGCAGCCGCUCGGCGUGAUCAUAGACGGCAAGCCGAGACUGUUGCACCUGGAGGGACCGCUGCCGCAAGUCGAUAUCGGUAAAGCGAAACGUACGGACCUCGUCGCCGGAAAAAUUAACCUUAUCAUAAACGCGACCCAAAUGUGCCCCGUUUACCUGGACGCUAAAGUGCAAAAGAUUAUGAUAAACGGUCAGUUCUUCACGCUGCGUUUUGUUGAUGCUCUGAGGACGGUGUUAAUCAAUGAGAAACCAUUCAAAGUAGAAUUCGGAGAUCCGAGGCCUAUAUUCAUAGGGAAGGAGAAGUUGUUCAUCCGAUUCUCGGCUCCGCCGCGUGGCAUUAAGCCGGGGCAGAUUCAGAUCGCGGACAUGGAGGGCGUGACAGUGCCCGCCAGCCUGCCCGCGCCGGCGACCGCCAGCCCGAACAGAAUCGAAAGAGAUUCUGAGGAAGCAGACGAGGAACCUAUAGCCAGACCUAAGAAAUCGCCAAGUCCCGACAGCGAAAACCAAGGUCUGGAUAUGUUGGCAAGUUUAAUGCCAUCCACCAUUGCGCCAGCGUCAGGUUCAGAGUACAGUGUUGCUGAACCGAUAUUCAGCAAGACUGACAAGAUCCCGGGCCUGGAGACCCCUGCCGAGGAGAAGCCGGCCCAGCUGCCGAUACUUGGCAAUAUCAACAUUAACGACCUAUUCGCCAAGCUCGUCGCCACCGGCAUCGUACAAGUCGCUAAAGAUAAUAAAGAAGAUGUUAAAACAGAUGAAAUGAUACCCAAACAGGACAAGAAUGUUAUACGAAAAGUGGAUCUACUUAAACCUGAAACUUUAAAGAUGCCGCAGCCGGCGCUGGCGCAGCGGCUGUACGGCGGCAUGCAGUGCAGCGGCUGCGGCGCGCGCUUCCCGCCCGAGCACACGGUGCGCUACUCGCAGCACCUCGACUGGCACUUCCGCCAGAACCGCCGCGAGCGCGACUCGGCGCGCCGCGCGCACUCCCGCGCCUGGCACUACGACCUGCCCGACUGGCUGCGCUACGAGGAGCUCGAGGAGCUGGACGAGAGAGGUAUCCCAUGCACACCAUCACACAUCCUCACUCAGGGACAAUAUAUCUCAAAACAAUUUACUUUAAUAGCGAGAAUAUACAUACCAGUCGCUGUCACACACAUAAGCUACUAGUAUGUAUAAAUGGUAACUCGCAUUGAAGUAGAUAGCACAAUACUUGAUUUUGUACAUGUAAGUUGAGGGACAAGGGGGGGGUAGCUUGACAACUGACGCGUCAUGUCUCG